GUGGUAUACAAGUGCUGGCUCGGCCAACCACAGUGGUCUUGCCCAUCUCUAGGAAAUAUAGCUUCAUGCUCCUAAGCUUUUAAGUCGACUUUAAUAAUCGCACUGACAAUGAACGUGCCAGCCCUUGAUUCAGGGUCACAAGCACACCGUCCAGAAGGCUGCAUUUCAUUGACUUCUUUUUUGUUUUUGUUUUUUAUCACACAUGCCCAUCACUUAGCUCUGCUCCAUAGUUGCAUUUUACAUAUUCUUUACUGUAAAAUUUGGUCUGGCUUCUUUUUCAAUUUUUAGGGUUCUUCAAGUUGAUUCACAAAGCAAUUCUUGGUCUUCUAAACUUUAUCUUUCUCCAAAACAAGAGAUAAAUCAGACCUUGCAGGAUGGGAAAGGAAACAGAAUCCCAGAUCAACCUUGUCGAGUUGAAAGGAAAAAUGAGGCAAGAGUCACCCCCAACCCCCAGUGAAACUCCGACUUCGGACUGGAUGCAUCCUAUCAAAGUGAAGCUUGGUAUACUGCGUGAAAGAUCAAUGAAUUUGAGUAUUUACAAAGUUCCAAAUAAACUUCGCCAUGUCAAUGAAGAAGCUUAUAGCCCUCGUAUAGUCUCAAUUGGACCUUUUCACCAAGGCAAGCGUGAUCUGCUAGCUAUGGAAGAGCACAAAUGGCGCUACAUGCUAUCCCUUGUUCAUCGAACACCGAACCCAGAAAAGAGCUUGGAUGAGUGUGGAAAAUCCAUUAUAGAGUUGGAAGAGAAGGCUCGAGGAUGCUACGCAGAAAACAUCAAAUUUAACAAAAAGGAGCUAGCGGAGAUGCUGCUUGUUGAUGGUUGCUUCAUACUUGAACUUUUUCUCAGGCGCUCGCUUCGGGAUUUUGUGGACAAGAGCGAUCCCAUAUUCAAUAAUGCUUGGAUGGUCCCAACUCUCCAGCAUGAUUUAGCUCUGCUGGAGAACCAAAUUCCCUUCUUUGUUCUCCAGAAUUUGUAUGAAUUCAUUUUGCCAUUUGCACCUAAAACUCUCCCUCGUUUAUUCACAGCCCUUGCCCUCUCUUUCUUUCACGCAGACUUGAGUUUGAACCAAGUGACAAGCAGGGGGGAAAGCAUUCAAAGUAGCAGGCAUUUACUCGAUCUGUUACACAAUUUUUACCUCCCCACUUCUCCUGUGAACGACCCAAAAUGCAAGGAAAAUUGGGGAUUCAGACAUUGCGCAACCAAACUUUUAGAGGCUGGGAUUCAGUUUGAAAAGAGUUCAACUGUGGAGGACCGUUUGUUGGACGUAAAGUUCAGUAAUGGAGUAAUUAAUAUCCCACCGUUGUCUGUUGGUACAACAACAGAGUCACUCCUCAGAAACCUCAUUGCCUUGGAGCAAUGCAGUUUCGGCAGCUCUCAUCACAUUACAUCCUAUGCCAUCCUCAUAAAUGGUCUUAUCCAUUCCUCAGCGGACAUUGAAUUACUGCAAAGGAAAGGGAUCAUAAUUAACAAUUUGGGCAGGGGCGAAGAAGUUUUGCCUCUCAUCAACAGUAUCUGCAAGGAAGUUGUUCUCAAAGACUUCUAUUUCAGUAAGUUGUGUGAAGAGGUGAAUGCAUACCAUAAAUCCUGGUGGCAAUGGCGGAGACAUAAAGCAUCCUGGAAAGCACGGUGGCACAGAUAUGUAGGGGCCCUAAGGCGUGAUUAUUUCUCGAAUCCAUGGAGAAUCAUAUCAUUUGUAGCUGCAGUUCUGCUUCUACUCCUCACAGGAUUACAGACCUUUUACACUGUCCGUGCAUAUUAUCCUCGUUGAUCUUGUGUAGUUCGUCAAUUUGUUGUCCGGUCUCUAUGCAUAAAUACAAUUGAGAUAAGAAACUUUACUCUGUGUAAGGAAUAUCUAUCUUAUAGAGCUACAACUGAGCAGGGUUUCCAUUGAUGAAUCUCUUAAGAGCUCAGAAUCAUUGUCGCAUUUCAAUAUCCAAAAAGACAGAUUUGAAAACUCCAAAAACUGGAGAGAGACAUUCCUGAUGAUUUGGAUUUUCUUAUGUUGAA
Messenger RNA from Vitis vinifera (wine grape), 2005 nucleotides. RefSeq names its product UPF0481 protein At3g47200. The coding region runs from base 375 to 1766 and encodes 463 amino acids. The transcript is spliced from 2 exons. The record is from RefSeq and is a predicted model, not a curated record. NCBI's taxonomy places the organism in Eukaryota, Viridiplantae, Streptophyta, Magnoliopsida, Vitales, Vitaceae.